Molecule: messenger RNA, 3123 nt
Organism: Tetrahymena thermophila SB210
Lineage: Eukaryota; Ciliophora; Oligohymenophorea; Hymenostomatida; Tetrahymenidae
Exons: 9
Molecular function (GO): lysozyme activity
Source: RefSeq, a predicted model, not a curated record
AUGACCCUCUUUAAUCUUUCUAGAGAGAGAAUAGAAAGAAAUAUACUUAACAUAUCAUUGAUCAUUCUUCUAAUUUGCUAAGAAUCAAGAGCUGAAACACUGAAUGAUGCAAUUUAAGAUAAUUGUUCUCUUAAUUAUGGAGAUAAUUUACUUUAAUAAAUUAAAACUUUUGCUUCAUAAACAUAUACGUGCUAUUAUUAUCACGAAGCUGUUGAGGAUUACAUCAAAAAUUUCAAUAAAAUAGGUGAGGAAAAGCAGAAUGUUUAUAUGAUUUAUAGCUAUUUCGAAACCAAUCAUGAAGCUCAACCAAAGCUUGAAUACGCUCGAGUUUCUUUAACAUAAUACAUACUAUACAAAAAAUUAUCUGAAUAAACAUCUAAUUGUGGAGAUAAAAAUAUUGCAGCAAGAUUAGGUACAUAUGAUAAUUGCUUAUUUUGCAUGGGAAGAACAGUAUGUGAUGAAAGAAAAAAAGAAAUUAAUUCUUAACUAUAAGAAAGAUUUACUCUAAUCAAUCGUAAUAACACUGAUCCGGACUUUUGGACUGGGACUAAAGUGUAUGUUGAAUUAUUUUAAAUUCUUUGGAAUUGUAACAAUCCUAAUGAUUAACUCUAAAUAACUGGAAUUUAUGACGAGUUGACUGAAAGCAAGCUUUUAUAAACUGAUGUAAACGGGUUUGAGAAUGUAUGCUGGAAUUGUAAUGUUCAAAACUGUGUUGUUUGCUCAAAUGACUAUGAAUAAUGUGUUUCAUGUAAAGAAGGGUAUUUUUUGAAAAAUAAUGUUUGUACUCAAUGUUCUAUGAGCAACUGCUCCAAUUGCGAUUAUGAUUCUAAUAAAGAUUUGGUAUUUUGUAACUAAUGUCAUUAGGAUUUUUACUUGCUUUAAGGAAUGUGCGUUGAAUAAUGCCCUGAGGGAUAUCAUGUUGUAGAUAAUGAAUGUUUAAAAUGCUAACCUGGUACUUUUUAUUCAAACAAGGAAUGCCUUGAUUGUUCUAAAUUCUGCUAACAAUGCACUGGUCCUCAUCCUUCUUAAUGCGAAGAAUGUUCAGAUGGCUUUAUUUUAGAAGAAGGAAAAGGAUGUUCUCUCAACGACUUUGAUUUAACACCAACUUUCAAAGCUAAGACAUUUAUAGAUCCUAGAACUAAUACUUUGAAAGAAUGCAAUUUUUCAUGCGAUGAAUGUAUUGACUCUUCUGAUCUUUGUAUUAAGUGCAAUCCUGAUCUAAAAUAUUUUGUGAAAGAGGGAGAGAGAUAAAGAUGUUAUAAUAGAUGUCCUCUUUAUUAUUAACCUAAAUUGACUGGCAAUGAUUUUAUUGAAUGCGAAAUCAGUUAAAGCUACACUUCUGAUUUAAUUGCUGCUGACUAAAUCAAAAAAGAAGCCAGUAGCAGAUGUCCUAAAUAAUAAUAUUGGAAUAUUUCAACAAAAUAAUGCAAUAAAUGCACAAAUAAUUGUAUUAAUUGCUAUGAUGAUUCUUCUUGUAUUGAAUGCGAGCCAACUUAUUACUGGAAUGAUAAUCGCAAAACUUGCUCUCCAUGUCAUCCAUCUUGCUAAAAAUGCUCUGGACCUCUUUAAAAUAAUUGCUUGACUUGUGCUACUGGUAAUAAAAUAUUCCCAGAUAACAAUGGAAAAUGUGGUGACUUUGUAUCUAAUCCUUUACCAUAAUCGAAUAUCCUUUCUCAAAAUGAGAUAUAUGGAAAUUUGUAAAAUUGCAAAUAGUUUUUGCCACCAACUUCAUAGCAAAACUAUGCUGUAGAAUUUUCAUAAAUAUAUUAAAGCAAUGAUCCAAAAUGGAAAGAUGUCAAAAUGAUGUCUAAUUUAAAGCCAUGCACGUUCUAAGAAUUCAAAAACCGUUAUAAAUACCUCAAAAAUAGUGACUAAACUUGUAAUGACAAUGAAAUUUCUUAAUCUACUAUCGGUAAAAAUGGAGAUUUAUUGACUAUCUACUCAAUACUUUUAUCUUAAUCUGGAGCUUAAAUAUCUAAUACAGGUACUGAUGUAAAUCCUCAAACACUAGCAGAAUAUGCAAUUAAUAAUAAUUUGUUCAGUUCUAGCUAUAUAUUUAGACCAACCCCGAAUUUCAGCUGUAAUCAACUGUAUUGUCUUUCAUAAUUAGAUAGUUUAGUAGAUGGUUUUACUUCAACUGAUAGCUCUAAAGGAAUCACUGUCUAGACACUGAAAGAAAUAGUUCUAACCUCUACAAAGUAGACCCCAUUAAGUUGCUUUUAAUAGAGCUAGAAUGUUAAUUAAAACACUAUUUAUGAAAUAGAGCAGCUCGUUAAUAACUCUAAAUACACGUUGAAUACAACAACAAAGUAAUACUUUAUUUUGUAUUUGUGCGGAAAAGAUUUAGAUGGAAAUGCUGUUUAAAGAGCUAUGCUUGUGCAAAAGUAUUUAGGAAAUGCUUUCUUUGAGGUUUUGAAUGUAAACAAUUCGUAGAUAACAUAAGCUGAGAAAAUAAGUUUGUACGGUGCUUCAACUGAAUAAAAUGCGUACUUAAAGAGGUGUGAUUCUUAAUUAACAAACUCUCUAAGUUCUUACGUAGUCUAAAAAAUUAGAGUUAUCUAAGUAGUUGAGUAAGAUACAAGUAUAGAUAAAACUGAUUCUAUGUUCUAGGAAUAUAAUGAAAAGGUUGGUCCAGUAUAAAACUCUGCUAAAUGCACUUGUGUUGAAACAAAAGAUUACAUUUUAGCUAAUGAAAAUUAAGGAAAUCAAUUUAUCAGAGUAAUUACUCCUCAGAAUAAGAUUUUAACUCAGUCUAUUGAUGCAUUUGAAAUAAAUAACAUUUUGAAAAAGUACAACAAAGAUGCUAAUGUAAUGAAGGCAAAUGGUCUAUCUAUAACUAAAAUAGAAGCUGAACAAAUAUUCAAAGAAUAUAUUGAAUAAACAAAACAAAAUACUUAGAAAUGCUUUGGUUUGACUAACUCAGCACCUCUUUGCAUAGUCAAUGUUUUGGCAGAUAUGAUAUUCUCAAACUAAUAAAAAUGCAAUUCUAAUAGUGAAAUCAUUAAUCUUUUGAAGAAAUCAGAUUUUAACGCGCUUAAAGAUUUUAUAAAAAAAUAAAAUUGGUGUAAUCUUAACAGUGAAAGGUGCUUGAAAGCUCAAUAAACCAUUAAAAGUUGUCUCUGA